This is a messenger RNA of Chelonia mydas (Green sea turtle), 690 nucleotides long. It is a transcript of the gene C23H19orf85, whose product is annotated as chromosome 23 C19orf85 homolog. NCBI's taxonomy places the organism in Eukaryota, Metazoa, Chordata, Testudines, Cheloniidae. The record is from RefSeq and is a predicted model, not a curated record. The transcript is spliced from 2 exons. The coding region runs from base 49 to 690 and encodes 213 amino acids.
GCCCAGCCUGGGGGCUCUGCCUGGCAGCCCCAUCCCCCAGGAGCUGGGAUGCAGCAGGGUGGGAGCCUGUCCCUGAGCUUCCUGCCCCCCCAGCAGGUGGUGCUCCACGGGCGGGGCCGGGAUCUCUUCACCUUCGUCACCGUGGCCUCGUCCCACAUGAUGCGGACGCUGCAGAGACCCCACAAGAGCCGCCCCGGCAAGCGGCGGGUGAACCACCGCCGGUUCCUGCACAACCAGAUCAGCAGGCGAUUCGCUGACAUUGAAGCCUCGACACACCGCCUGGCCUCCUCCAUCCUGGCCCAGGAGGCCCCAAGGGACCCCGCGCCCCCCGCAGAACCCCGGUGUCCGGGCCCAGAGCCUCCCGCCCCAGCUGCCAGCUCCUUCCUGGGAGUGGCCGAGGCCUUUGUGGCCCCGGAAUCAGGGCCUGGCUGGGGCCUGAGCGUGGCCUCCCUGACCCCUGACCCCUGCGACCUCUUUGACCCCAUCACCGGCCCAGAAGAUCCAGGGCUGCCCCCGAGCUGGGCCCCAAUUACCCACAGUCCCCUGGGGCCUAGCCAAUGUCCCCUGCCCUGGGACCCCCUGCCCACCCUGGGCAUGGACAGUGCCCCACUCCGGGCCCCAGAUCCCCCUGGCUACCUGCCCCCCUUCUCCCACGGGUACCCUGUCAGAGUGGUGCCAGGGGGGUGGUAA